UGGGACUGCAAUGCUCCAAGGCAGGACUUCCAAGUAGCACUGGCCAAGAUGAGCAGCCAUGUUGUGUAUGAGUGGUCCGGACAAAGCUGUCUGAAGAGUUUGUCACAGAGCAUUACAGGCCAAAGGUAGCAACAACAUGCUGGGGUGGAGGAGGAGCCAUGUUUGUUUACAGUGGACAAACGCCACAGAGGUGGAAGCGAACCUGUGUGUGACGACGAACAUUUGGACAAAAGUUGAUGGAAGAGUGGUAGUGUGACGCCGCCUUUAGUUUACUUUCCAGCUCAGCAGCUGUGUGGCAUUGCUUGAACAACUAUGCUUACCUGGAUGCCACCUUCCUUGCCGAGAGACUUCUGGCUGAGGUGGAUUCAGAUGAGGCCCUGCACCUGGUGGCCACUUCUUACUACCGCUCAGGAAAGCCAGGUCGCGCCUACUCGGUGCUGCGGGCAAGAGGCACCCGCACCCCUCAGCUCAGGUUCCUCAUGGCGAGAUGCUGCUUUGAUCUCUGCAAAUUGGAGGAGGCAGAGACGGUGCUUACGGGAGGCAGCGUCCUGUACCCUAAGACAGUGGAUGAGCUGACCACAGAGUAUGGGGACCUGGCCUGCUUCGCGCUGCAGCUCCUCGGUGUGAUCUGUGCCCGCACCGAACGGCUGGCCAGGGCUGUGGAGGCCUUCCGCAGGUCCCUCAAGCUGAACCCCUUCCUGUGGCAGUCCUUUGUGGCUCUAUGUGACCAGGGCGACAAGACUGACCCUGCUAAGGUGUUCCGAUUGGACGGCCUGGAGAGCUUCAGCAAUUGCCAUGGCAACACGGUGCUCACCCUGAUGAACAGCGCCCCGCCACUGGGUGGAGGUGGAGGCGGCAUCACCGACCCCAUCCUCACCACCACCACUACCACCACCACCACCACCACCACACUCAGCAGUGUAUCGGUGAACAGCCAGCAGGAGCCCAUCACCCAGACCCCAACCCUUGUCCCCACGCACCCCACCUCCACCCCAAAUAACCUCCUGCCCGUUGCCCACACCCCAACGCUCGCCCUCACCACCCCAUCCCCUCUGAACACCCCUGUGGCCGUCACUGUCACCCCCACGCCAGACCGCGGGCCGGGUAUAGGCGGUGAUGGGGGUGACGGAAUACUCCAGGCCCCAAAGAAGAAGAAGCUGGUGAGAGUACGCAGUGUGAUGGGCGGCACUGUCAGUCUGAGCCCCCUGUCACCGAGUUUUGGUGUCCUGCCCUUAGACACUGGAACGCCAGUCUGUGAGGAGCACCCUGCCCUCUUAAACACCUCUGUGGCCUUCCUCACGUCCUCUCCGCUAUCCCUGUCGCAGCUGGACACAGAACCCAAUGCCAAAAUACCAACGCCGCUUAGUAAAAGGAUACUGUGCCGCAAGACCAAGGACUCUCCCCUGGUGCUCAACAAGCCAGCAGUGUUUGCUCCAGCAGGCAACAACAGCAACUUCCAGAGUCCUCCCAGCGGCCAACCCAAUCCUAAUGUCCGCCGUUCCUCUCGUCUCUUUGGCAACAGUAAUUCCGUCAAGGAAAACAACAAGUCCCCUGCCAGGAAGACCAAAACGAGAUCCCCCAAGAGCCAAUCCAGUCUGUCAGAACUCAAUGAGAAGAACAAGAGUGAGAACCAAGACAUUAUUUCCACCACCGACAAGCCGUACCCUGAGAAACCCCCCUCCCCGCAGAGCCUCGCCCAGCAGGCCUUUGCCAUCCAGAAGCAGUCGGCAGAGGGGCUGAUGGCACUGCUGAGGGACAUGGGAGCAGCGUACCAGCAGCUCGCCCAGUAUAAUUGUGAGAAGGUCAUUGAGCUGCUCAGUGCCCUUCCCACACAGCACUACCGCACAGGCUGGGUACUCUCACACAUCGGAAAGGCCUACUUUGAGAUGAACGAUUACCAGCAAGGUGUCAAGUUCUUCAGUGAGGUGCGGGAGUGUGAGCCACAUCGGCUGCACCUUAUGGAAUACUACAGCACUGCACUUUGGCACCAGCAGAAGGAAGUUCAGCUCUCUGCCCUUGCCCAGGAUCUUGUGGAGGAGGAUCGUGAGUGUCCCCAAGCCUGGUGUGCUACAGGGAACUGCUUCUCCCUCCAGAAGGAACACGAGGCAGCCAUCAAGUUUUUCUCCCGGGCCAUACAGGUGGAUCCUAACUUUGCCUAUGCCUACACCUUGCUGGGUCACGAGCACAUAGCCACGGAGGAGCUGGACAACGCCCUCAGCUGCUACAGGAGUGCCAUCAGGGUGGACCCACGUCACUACAAUGCUUGGUAUGGCAUUGGUCUGGUGCUGUUCAAACAGGAGCGGUUUGCUCAAGCUGAAUUCCACUUCAGGAAAGCACUGAGCAUCCACCCACACAGCUCAGUACUCAUGUGUCAUGUUGCUGUGGUGGAGCACGCCCUUCAGAAGAGCAGUGCUGCCCUGGCCACGCUGAACCGGGCACUGGCGGUGGACCCUCGCAACCCUCUGUGUAAAUAUCACCGUGCCUCCAUCCUGCACGCCACCGACCGCCACCAGGAGGCCCUGGCUGAACUCAACCACCUGCGGGAGAUUGUGCCCAAGGAGUCCAAUGUGUACUUCCUACUGGGAAAGGUCCACAAGAAGCUGGGGCAGACACAUUUGGCUCUUAUGAACUUCUCAUGGGCCAUGGAUCUUGACCCCAAGGGUGCCAACAACCAGUUCAAGGAAGCCAUUGACCCCGCCAUCAACCGUUUCCCCGUCGAUGACGAUGACACCACGAACAACAACCCACACGACAACUGCAGUGAAGGGAGCUCCCUGGCACCGGCCGAGCCCUCCCAGGAGUCCCUGAUCCUUGAGCCGCAGCAAAUACCCAAUGCCGAGAGCCUCAGUGACGAUAGCCUAUAAUAGCGGGAGGCAUAGGCUCGUCAAUUUCUCUUUUAUGCGUUAGCCUACUACAGUGGGAGGGAGGGAGGGGGAAAUACCUGGUUUUCUUUUCUUUUCCUCUUUCUUUUAAUAAUCAGAAAGGUGGGGGCUCAGUGCCACAUCUCUGGUAAAUUACUGUAGCCUAUCCCACUGGAGAAGAGUGCAUGGUUGUGUGUGUGUAUGUGAGAGAGAGAGAGAGAGAGAGAGAGAGAGAGGGAGGCUGGAGUACAAAUAAAUCUGGGGGGAAAGCAGUAGUGCAGGAAAGCUGUGUGUUGUGUUCCUGCCAGCCCUGCCACAGGACACUGAAUCGCAUCCCACACUGACCAACACAAGGUGUGGACCGCCCACAGCCCACUGUGGGUGGUUGGUUCGUAAGGCAGCUCCAGUGUGUGGGUGGUGAGGGAGACUGGGCCUGGGCAGCACAGGAGGGCAGGGCACCACUGCCAGGCUGAGGGAGGCAGUCGGUGGGAGGACAAGGGAGUGAGGGACGUGCUCUCUCUCACCUUCAUCCCCCCACUCACCUUGCUCCAGAUGGAACAUGUUGAGGUGUUUUCCAUUCUACACAAGGUGGCAUCAGGCAUAGCAUGGUACACAGAGGCAUCUCUGAGAUAAAUGUAUGUGACAUGUAAAUUUUAUUUAUGUUCCAUAAAUAUAUAUAAACUGAGAAGCUUAAAAUUGACAAGGUAUUGGUCCAGUUGAUGGUAUACCCACUGUGCUGUGCUGCACCAGACACCUGCUGGGUCAAGUCUUUGUGAAAUUGAACUGUUCUACUGUGUGUGUGUGUGUAUAUAUAUAUAUAUAUAUAUAUAUAUAUAUAUAUAUAUAUAUAUAUAUAUAUAUAUAUAUAUAUAUAUAUAUAUAUAUAUAUUUGUGUAUAUAUGUAUGUAUAUAUGUGUAUACACAGUGCAUGUAAAUUAACAUUUGUUAUACCAGAUUCUAGUCCUAGGCUGCUGUUGCCACUCGAGUGAGGAUGCAGUAACUGGUCUGACAGUUACAAAGCAGUUGAUGCCAAGCAUUGAUCUAUGCCUUGUGAUUUCCUACCCAGUGUGUGACUGAUUAUUAAAUGUUGUUAGACUCUUCAGUGUUUUGUAAAUAGAGAAUAAAACCACCUCUGUUGUAUGCUGUAGUGAGAGGCAUUUAUUUAUGGGAUAGUAAGUAUUCACUCCAGAAGACACGCUAUCACAGGAGCCUCAAGUGGCGGCGGUAGCAGCGGCUGUGGUGGUGCAGUGCCUGGUGGGGAGCCAGUCCGCAGAGGUCUCCUCCUCACCCUUGUGCUCCACACCCUCCUUGUGUGGCUUACCCAACCUUCCUUGUUUGGUCAGUGCCAUCAUUGUGUGCUGCCUUGGAUCCGACUCACAAUGCCAGUACUGAGUGUGUCCAAGGACAAGCAGCCUUCGCAGUGGUGGUGCCGAAGAGAGCUUGGUAGAAGUGGCAUUGUGUGCAGCCGUGUUUUGGGUUCUGGCAGGGUUUGGUUGGGAAGGACACUGCUCUGCCAGGUUGCCGCUGCUCUUGUCCCGUGUAUGAGUCGUCAGAGUAAUACUGCUGUGUCUUGAGGGAGUGACCAAGUUUAGUGUUUUUGUACAUACCAGGUUGACCUCACAUGAUGAUGUCUCUCUGAGGUGUGACCACAUGAUGUUUGUACAUAAUCUCUCUUGCCUGAGAAGUGCUUCUUACCUCAGAGCAGUGGAUCCACAUGCAUGCACAUCCCCUUGGCACACUACUUAGUGUCCAGCCGGUGUUGCUAGUGUAGAGCACCAGCCUUGGCUGCUGCCUGUAGAAGCACCAGCUGUGUCAAAUAAUUUCCCUGGGAUGUGCCAAAAGCCUGUAUGAAUGUGUAUAUUGUGUUUAAGGGCAUUACAAGUCUUGCAUGUGUAGUCACCAUUCAGGCAGUGGUUCAAGAGACCAAGGAAGUGUGGCCAGCCUAGCUCAGACCCACAGGGAUCCCACAUGUGCAAUAUUUAUCUGUUAAUUGCUUUUUCGCCAAAACUGCUUACAUAAAGGUAGACAUUGACGGUGGAGGAGGAACCGUGUACAGGCAGGCAGAUUCAAAAGUCCAGAUUUGUUUGUAGUUUUAAUGUAUCUCAGGGGUGUGGUUUUCUUUUACUUGUAAUAUAAAGAAAGGGUGGCAGGUGUCUCUUACAGUAGUUAAUUCGUUCUUCACCAGAAACUCAGGAGUCGUAUUGACCACUCUAGUUUAUUACCGACAUGGUCGUUGCUUGUGCUUCUAUUUGACUAAACAGGUAAAGAGAUUAAUGGGUUAUUCAUUGAUUAACAUGUGAAGGUUUUUAUCUCAGUAUUCACCAAUAGCUUCAUAAUGUGUUUUCAGGGUGCUAAAAAACCUCAAAAUCUUCAAGAAAUUUUUGUGGGAUAUAUAGUAUUCAAAUUGAUGUGUGUUGACAAUCAAGCCAUCACAGAAUGUUUGUUUCCGUUGAGGACAGGUGAUGGAUGGCGGUGGUGGUGGUGAUGGUGGUGUGAGUGAGUGGGUGUGUGCAGUCACUGCACUACACAUCAAGACAAGUUAACACCUUUAUUCAAGCAGACAUGCUUGCAUCUUUUGUUUUGUAUGAGGAACUACCAUGUCCAUUUGAGCACUGGAGGUUCAGUAUUACUUGAAGGUCUUAUUGAUACGGCAAUAAUGUUUGUCAUGUAUGUCCUUGGGGCUGCAGGUGCAUCUGUUUCUUGUACUGAUUGACAGAGAGGAAUAUCUGUACUGGGAAAUUUGUAAUUGUUUGCCAGGUCUAAGAAUUGUGGGCCUCAUUUGACUUUUUUUAUUAUUAUUAUUAUUAUUUUUAUUUUAUUUUUUAUUUAUUUAUUUUUUUUUUUUAUAUAUCCUUCAGUGUGAAAUGAUGUUCCAAAAGUGUUGAUGUUUGUACAUCUCUAUGAAAUUUGUGAAAAUGUUAGAUUUAUUCUUGCUCAAUUUGUUGCACCAUUUCUUUUAAUUUAUGUGAAGCACUUUUUGUUCUUUGUUUUCUUGCACAGGUCAUUUUGAUCUGCAUAUUGCUAAGCGGGCUGGCUGGGUUUUAUAAAGAGCAAUUCAUACUCAUGUAUGUAGUAAUAAGUUUGAAAAUUCAGUAGUAGUUUUGAUUCUUGUAGAGAGAAAGGUAAAUCAUGUCCCAUGACUGUUAUGAGUGAAUGGAUGACCCAACCCCUGUGUCAUGCUUGUCCCCAGCAACCUGGAAGUGCGUCACUGGCUGUGGCAUGGUGUGGCUGCUGUCUCCCCUGCACAUUAGAGAGGAGGAGCUGCCCUGUAUUCAUGGCCUGCAGGAGAGGACCCUUCCAAACUAGUUUGAACCAUCAUUGUUAUUAGUGUUACUUGGUCUUCCAGUAAGCAAGUGAUAUGGUCUGAAAAUCUGGCCCUCUGUGUCAACAGGAACCUUGGUGAAGGAUGUGUUCAUUGUGUGUGAAUUAGUACAGAGGCAAGAGAGACAUGGGUCUGUGAUAGGGUGAUGGUGCACACUGCUAGGACAGCCCUCCCAGCCACACUGGCUGCUGUAUUAUUGAGGGCCACCAUGUGGCUCUAUAGUCUGUGCAUAUAUUUGUACACUGGUUAUGUGUGAGUCACUCCCCUGGACAGUUGUGUGGCAGGGCACCAUGAGGGCCGUCUUCUCCUCAGUACUGCGGCCACAACGCCCGGGAGUGUGGAUUGUAUAGUAAGUUGUAUGUGCAUUUAUGUAUCUCCUUUUGUACAGAAGUUCCCAUAACUUCCUUCUCAAAACAUUCAUGUGCAUCUAUUAUUUAUAUUUUUAUUUUUUCAUGUCAUGAAGCUGCAGAGUAUAACAGUCAGGGUGCCGAACAUAUCAGGCAGACCACACUGAGCAUCCUGGGAAUGGCACACCUCACUUAUCAGAUUCUAUUAUAUGAAUGCAAACCAAUAAAGUGAAGUUCAUC
This is a messenger RNA of Portunus trituberculatus (swimming crab), 6770 nucleotides long. RefSeq names its product cell division cycle protein 27 homolog (gene Cdc27). The coding region runs from base 480 to 2864 and encodes 794 amino acids. Gene Ontology annotation, molecular function: protein binding. Lineage: Eukaryota; Metazoa; Arthropoda; Malacostraca; Decapoda; Portunidae. Gene Ontology annotation, biological process: cell division. The record is from RefSeq and is a predicted model, not a curated record. The transcript has 15 exons.